UAAGGACAUUAACCAAGUAGUUGAGGUUCUGGAGAAAAGUAGUCAUCCUUUUAUUCUUCUUUCAUGUAAUGAGGAAAUUCAGCAUUUACAGGGUAAGGAGACUUCAGGAAUGGUUUUGGGAAUCCAGAAAGAACUAGAGAGUAGAGGAUACAAAGGAUUGUUGGUAGCAACUGCUCUUAAUCAUGAUAUGGCGGUUCAGGCCAUUUGGACAAUCCUAAACACGAAUAAAGAACACUUUGUACCACUGGUGAGGCAGGAAACUAAACGUAUGAUACUUGGAGCCCUGGAUCCUGAAAAACAAAAGAGAACUCUGGUUUUAUCUGGAGUAUGCGAGGAUAGAGCUGAUAGUGUGAUGUUGAUGCUAGAAUCAGGAUCCAUUAGAGGAGUUGGACUCAGAGCUCUGGAGGAAACAGACUCCAAGGUGGUUGCCAUUAGAAAUCUACAGGUUGAUGCUGAUCUUUGUGAGAUCUGAGGACGGAGAUAAAAAUACUUGAAAUACGAAGAAAAGAAUUAUAUAUGUUUUUCUACAUUUAUUAACUUAAAUUAUUAA
Molecule: messenger RNA, 550 nt
Organism: Eurytemora carolleeae
Lineage: Eukaryota; Metazoa; Arthropoda; Copepoda; Calanoida; Temoridae
Source: RefSeq, a predicted model, not a curated record